Messenger RNA from Adineta steineri, 233 nucleotides. NCBI's taxonomy places the organism in Eukaryota, Metazoa, Rotifera, Eurotatoria, Adinetida, Adinetidae. The record is from the annotation of a GenBank genome assembly.
GAGACAACGAAUCAUCAUGUCUUUCAAGUGAAGAUAACGAAAGUAUAAAUGAAGAAGAAGAUGAAAAUCUUAAUAUUGAUCAUGACGAAGAACUUAUUGAUCAACGUUUACUUAUUGAUACAGCUGCACUUGAUGCAGCUAUUGUUGAUGCUGAUGCUAUUGCAGAUCAAGAAGUCAUCUCACAUAAUAACAAUGACGAUAAUGAACAAAGCGAUUCCACUUCAAAUAACUAA